Messenger RNA from Lingula anatina, 568 nucleotides. RefSeq lists its product as uncharacterized. NCBI's taxonomy places the organism in Eukaryota, Metazoa, Brachiopoda, Lingulata, Lingulida, Lingulidae. The record is from RefSeq and is a predicted model, not a curated record.
UCAGUCCAGCGGCAAAGGUGUGUACAGUAGACCGGUCCGAGACGUUAGAAAGCGUAUCAAUUCUGUAAUUCCAGAAGAUGGCAGCAUCUGUUGUCACCAUAUUCAUUGCUGUGUUCGUGAUAGCCACUAUAGUUAAUGAAGCCAAGGCAGCUUGUUGUAAAGAGGAUAAGUCUGGGUGGUGUAUAGACUGCACUGAGAGCACUCCAUAUUGUGGGUACGGGAAGUGUAACAUUUUUGGCUGUGCUUGCGAUGGAGGCUGCAGAAAGGACUGCAACCCCUGGUACAGCGAUUGGCAUCGUCCGCCUUUCAGGUACGGCUAUUACCGAAAGUGCGAAUGCCUUAACAAGAGAUCAGUGAAAGAUGUGCCCCAAGGCGGUAUUGUCGCUAGACGCAGACGCAGACGGGUAUGAUCAAAUUCCAAGAGCUGAUUGUCAAGAAGACAAGAAUCUUAGCAGACAAAGUUAUUUUCGGAUUACUAAAGAGUCCUCUUGUUGAGAAUACCAAUAUGUUAUCAUUCUCUUGAUUUAUCUAAUUGUCAAUUUUAAUUUCAUGCAAUUAAAAUGGAUUU